GAUUAGGGUAAAAUCACAUCUAAUCUCAUACUCUACAUUCCCCCCCAGCAGUUUUUUUUACAGUUAUCGGAAAACCGCGGCAGUUGAUAAAUCCCGGCCGGCGUUAACUCAGGCGCGUCAGAGAGAUGUCUGGCAUCACGAACGCCACCGUUCCUAACCAGGACGCCGCCGGUCUCAACCAGAAUCAGCAGGAGGAGAAGAAGCCAUCCACCGCCGAUCAGAACCAUAUCAACCUCAAAGUCAAGGGCCAGGAUGGGAAUGAAGUAUUUUUCCGGAUUAAGAGGAACACACAAUUGAAGAAGCUGAUGAAUGCUUACUGUGACAGACAAUCUAUGGAACUGAGCUCUGUUGCAUUUCUGUUUGACGGUCGUCGUUUGAGACCAGAACAGACUCCUGACGAGCUGGAGAUGGAGGAUGGGGAUGAGAUAGAUGCAAUGUUGCACCAGACAGGAGGCAGUUUAUGUGGUGUUAUUAUAUAUACCAAUUGAGGAAUGCGGGGGGAGGGGAGCUGCCAAAAAUAGAAGGUAUUAUGGUGGUAUUUGUGGCGGAGGAGUGGUGGUGCCGCCUCGGCCCAUGGGCUUUCGCCAUUGUUGGUUAGUUUGUGUUCCAACCAGAGUUUAUUUUAACCUCACAGGGUUUUCUCCCUUGUGUUUGUUUAUGUGUGACCAUGUUUGGUACCCUAACUCUUAGUUGUUAGCUCUCGUAUAAAAAAUAAAAAUAUUGGACGCGA
This is a messenger RNA of Cuscuta campestris, 730 nucleotides long. Lineage: Eukaryota; Viridiplantae; Streptophyta; Magnoliopsida; Solanales; Convolvulaceae. The record is from the annotation of a GenBank genome assembly.